AUGAGUCUGGCUGGGGGGCGGAGAGUGGAGGGUGGAGGUGUGUGGCGAGUGUCCUGGGUGGAGGAGGUCCAGAUUGGUGGAGGAGGGGCAGCUGUGGGGGCUCCGGGCAAUGUGGGGGUUGAUGUUGCCUUCAGCUGUCGGGGGUCAGGGUGUUGUGGGGGUGAUGUGGUCAUGAUGUGGGGGCGUCCGGGCAAUGUGGGGGUGGAUGUGGUCCUGAUGUGGGGGUCCGGGCGGAGGUGGGGGUGA
Messenger RNA from Knipowitschia caucasica, 246 nucleotides. Lineage: Eukaryota; Metazoa; Chordata; Actinopteri; Gobiiformes; Gobiidae. The record is from the annotation of a GenBank genome assembly.